Messenger RNA from Striga asiatica, 1261 nucleotides. The record is from the annotation of a GenBank genome assembly. Lineage: Eukaryota; Viridiplantae; Streptophyta; Magnoliopsida; Lamiales; Orobanchaceae.
AUUAAUUAUCCCUCGAAAGAACCAAACAAAGCAUCUAACCAAAAGUCAAAAGGAAAUGAAAAAAUUGGAGUCCCGUUGUUUUUUUCUGCAGAGAGAUGAUUGUUCUCUCUUUACUCGUUAAUCACUCUUAAAACUCAGUCACAAAUUAGCAUCCCUUUCUAAGCAUCAUCAUCCAAUGGCGGUUCCGGUGAUACGGUUCCCGAUUUUCACGGCGGUGAGAGUCAUCGGAGUUGCAGUUGCGCUGCUGCUCUUCAUAUGGACUGUGCACUACAGAGGCGGAAUGGCGCUCGUAUCCGAGGACAAGGCUCUCAUCUUUAACGUUCACCCUGUGUUGAUGGUGAUCAGCCUUGUGCUUCUCAAUGGAGAAGCCAUGCUAGCGUACAAGACUGUAUCGGGAACCAAAAACUUCAAAAAACUGGUUCACCUUUCUCUCCAAUUCCUAGCUUUUGUUCUGAGCGCCAUUGGAAUAUGGGCUGCUUGGAAGUUUCACAUCGAGAAAGGCGUUGACAAUUUCUACAGUCUCCACUCGUGGCUUGGCCUAGCUUGCUUUUUCUUGUUUGCAAUUCAGUGGGGUUCUGGAUUUGUAACCUUUUGGUAUCCUGGAGGAUCGAGAAACAGUCGAAGUAGCUUGUUGCCAUGGCACGUGUACUUUGGCAUUUAUAUCUACUGUCUAGCUGUGGCCACAUGCGCCACUGGUUUUCUCGAGAAGGCCACAUUUAUGCAGAUGCAUCAGAUAAUAACCCGAUAUUCAAAGGAGGCAAUGCUGGUGAACUCGUUGGGCAUGUUAGUUGUGGUUUUGGCUGGUUUCGUGAUUCUUGGGAUCGUCUCGCCCGUUUAUGGAAAGGGGGAUAUUCCUCUCGGUACAAUAGAAUAAUCGGGACUGCAGACAGAAACACAAUGAACAAUUGUGGUUUUGAUAGGGUUAGACCACAUUUACAGAGAGUAAAUUAAGAAUCAACAGAGCAUUUAGGUGCUCCCUUCUUGAUUUGCUAAUGAGGAACUUUUUUCUUUCUUUUUAUUGGUUACACAUAUGUCAAAUCUGAACCACUUUCAUGAAAUACAUCAACACUCAACGAUUUGCUAGACCUUUAUUUUUUUCCAUUGAGAUCUUUUUAAGGUAGAGCGAUUUCCAAUUUCAUGCACAUUGAGAUCUGAACCAGAAUAAUAAUAUUUCAAACAUUGUUCUUGAUUGUUUAUGUACCUAUUGAAACAGAAGCCUACUUAGUGUCAUUCAUAUUUUAAUACAAUCAAUUUAUCAACU